Messenger RNA from Daphnia magna, 1274 nucleotides. RefSeq names its product beta-1,3-glucan-binding protein. NCBI's taxonomy places the organism in Eukaryota, Metazoa, Arthropoda, Branchiopoda, Diplostraca, Daphniidae. Gene Ontology annotation, biological process: carbohydrate metabolic process. The transcript is spliced from 10 exons. Gene Ontology annotation, molecular function: hydrolase activity, hydrolyzing O-glycosyl compounds. The coding region runs from base 16 to 1176 and encodes 386 amino acids. The record is from RefSeq and is a predicted model, not a curated record.
ACUCAUUUACAAUAGAUGUUAGAUAUAGGAAUUUAUCAAGAAAAUCCAUUCAGUAUUCCUCACGCCGCCAUGAAGUUGCUUACUCUCGUCCUGGUCGCAUGGGCCUUUAUCGGGUCAGCUUACGGCCAGACUACCGUCAAUGGUGUUCCAGCAGCACCUGGUUCUUUGAUUUUCGAAGACAAUUUUGACAAAUUGGACUUUUCUGUCUGGCAACAUGAGAAAACCAUGUCUGGCGGCGGGAAUUGGGAAUUCCAAGUUUACGACAACUCGCGUACCAACAGCUUCACCAAGGACAGUAUCCUCCACAUCAAACCCACCUUGACCGAAGACCGUUACGGAACAGGUUUCGUAACCACCGGUACGCUUGAUUUGAACGGCGGUGCUCCUGCUGAUGAGUGCACCAAUCCAUCGUUCUAUGGUUGCCAACGAGGCGGAGGCAAUACUAUCAAUCCCGCCAUGUCCGCACGAAUUCGUACAGUUAACUCUUUCUCUUUCAAGUAUGGCCGCGUUGAAGUACGUGCUAAGAUGCCGACUGGAGAUUGGUUGUGGCCUGCCAUCUGGCUUUUGCCUAGACACAAUGCCUAUGGAACAUGGCCAGCUUCAGGAGAAAUCGAUUUGGUCGAAUCAAGAGGCAACCUUCGUUUAAUGCAAAAUGGUGUCAACAUUGGCGCAGAGCAAGCCGGUCAAACGCUUCAUUGGGGUCCCUAUUGGCCUUACAACGGGUAUGGUAACACUGCCUGGACUAAAAAUACCGUUCCCGGGUACAACACCGACUUCCAUCGCUACCAACUGGAAUGGACACUAGAUUAUUUGAAGUUUAGCAUCGAUGAUGUUGAAACUGGACGUAUUACACCUGGCGCUGGUGGCUUCUGGGAACUCGGUACGUCCACCGGGGCUUUCCCAACUACUAUUGAGAACCCAUGGCGAUUCGCCUCCAAAAUGGCUCCUUUCGAUGAAGAGUUUUACUUGAUUAUCAACUUGGCUGUUGGUGGUACCAAUGGUUUCUUCCCGGAUGACGCUGUCAAUGAAGGAGGUGCUCCUAAACCGUGGGCCAGUUCCUCGAGCAACGCCCUCGGUGAUUUCUGGAAUGGACGUGCCGGUUGGUACCCAACAUGGCAGGCUGCCGGAGAAGAUGCCGCCAUCCAAGUCGACUAUGUCAGAGUCUGGGCUUUGUAAUAAUCCGCAGAAAACCACCAUUGCCUUUUUAAAAUUUUCCAUCUUAAAGUGUGAUAUGUAUCUCGUAGCACACAAUAAACCUGCAUUGCAUAAACAUA